UCUCCUUGGAUAUGGGAUGAAAGGCCACAGAUGGUUUUCUUAAAUUAUGCUGUGUUUCUUGAAUUCAUCAAACUUGAAGAUGUUGAUGAAAGUCAGCCCAGAACAUACUUAAUUGAUGAAGUGGAGGUUGGCGAGGAAUACGAAGUGGUGGUCACCCAGGCAAGCGGACUGUAUCGAUCACGGUUGGGUGACAUCAUUCGAUUUGUCGGCUAUCAUCAUCGAUCUCCUUGCUUUGAGUUUCUUUACAGGCUUGGUCUGACUUUGAAUGUUCGAAACGAGAAGAUGAAUCAGAAGGUUUUGAAGGAUGCUCUCCAUGCUGCUGUUUCUUGUUGGUCUGGAACAAGACUAGUUGAAUAUGCUGUGGCAGAAAACACACUCAUUCCAAAAUCGCAUCCAGCAUAUGUGGACAAGCUCAUACCAUAUUAUAUGGUGUUUUUAGAGCUGGACUUUACCUCUUCCCAGUUCACUCGUCGUGACAUCACCAAUGAGCAUCUGCAGUUGGUUGACAAGGAACUGUGUGAUCGUAACAGUCUUUACAAAGACUUGCGUGACAGGGGUGGUGUUUCGCACCCACGCGUGUACGUCCUGAAACCCGGAACGUUUGACAACCUGAAGAAACUGGUGCUGAGAGACCACAGGACCAGCGUCAAUCAGUAUAAAAUCAGGAGGAAGCUGAGAACCCUUGAAAGUCUGCAGUUGAUGUUUGAUAAUAUAGAUGCUAAUAUUUAACCUCUUCAUUAUGAAUACGGUGGUACUGCUGUGUGUGACACUAAAAAUUGGCUUCGACAGGUCAAUGGCCUUUCUGUCUCCCUACAUCCGCGACAUUUUCUUUUCAUUUCUUUUACAUUUCUGUCAUUUUCGUAUUGUUUAUAUUGUUAUUUAAGUUAUUAUACUUUACUUCAUUUUAUCCUUUGUUUAUGUGAUUGUAUUUUUUGAAAGGAUGUUAAAUAAAUGAAUUGAAAUGCAUAGUCCAACCUCCAUCACUCUAGCUCAACAUACCAAGCUGGGCACCAGGUAAGCAACUGAAAUUGAUCUGUUUGGAGGAGAUUUAAAGAUUUUUUUUUUCUUUUGGGGGUUUCCCCUCCUCCACAGACGACUAGCCAUCUCUCACACAGUGUGAAGGAACUACAUGUAUGCCCCCUUCGGCUUAAUGUAGAAUUUUCCUCAAAACUAGUGUUUUGAUUUGUAGUGAUUCUUAAACAGUGCAAUAAAAAAGAAGAAGAAAACUUGACACCUCACAAAUCCCCAAUUUAAGGAGCACAUAAAUUAUUAUAUAUGACAAGAAAGAGUAUCUUCUCCCAAACAGUUUGAUUUGUAGUGAUUCUUAAACAGUGCAAUUAAAAAACAAAAAAGAAAACUUGACACCUCACACAUCCCCAAUUAAAGGGAA
This is a messenger RNA of Lytechinus variegatus (green sea urchin), 1390 nucleotides long. Its product is annotated as GH3 domain-containing protein-like. The record is from RefSeq and is a predicted model, not a curated record. The transcript has 5 exons. NCBI's taxonomy places the organism in Eukaryota, Metazoa, Echinodermata, Echinoidea, Temnopleuroida, Toxopneustidae. Gene Ontology annotation, cellular component: cytoplasm. Gene Ontology annotation, molecular function: acid-amino acid ligase activity. The coding region runs from base 31 to 729 and encodes 232 amino acids.